Molecule: messenger RNA, 263 nt
Organism: Adineta steineri
Lineage: Eukaryota; Metazoa; Rotifera; Eurotatoria; Adinetida; Adinetidae
Source: the annotation of a GenBank genome assembly
AUGAAACAACAUAUAAGCGUGAAUUUAGUUCAAAAAAAACCAGUAGUAAUUGUUGAAGGUGCACCACCUGAACAACGAUUUUUAGUUGGUUGUCCAUUUAAUUUAGCUGAUCCUGUAGGUGAAACAAUAUAUACAAUGGAUUUUUCUCGUACAAACCCUGUUCCAAAACAACAACCUUAUUUUCAGAGUACAAGUACAAUUGAACGACCCGAUUCAAAACAACUUCCUUGUUGUCCUCGACGAUAUGAAACUUUAAAUGAUCC